AUGAAAAUACAGGCCAAGUCCCCCAAAAGGACGGUGACUCGUGGAUUUGCGUCCAGAACAGCAGAAUUUGUGGCCCCGGCGAGGACCUUGCCACUUUGCACAAGGACACCAAGACGGGCGAAUAUGUGUGCUGCGCUCCUGGAUGGAAGCUCAAGGACGGCUCGUGCGUGGAUCCAAGGCAGCCCCCCAAGCCAGGUGAGUCCAACCCACGACCGUACGAAUACCGACUGGAGGAUGGGUUCUGAUGUGACUACCAUCAGUCCCAGGAACCUGUGCAGCACGCGUCGAAGAUGUUGGCUUGGCAAGUCUGCUCGGCCGCAUCCUUGCUACACUGGCCUUCUCAAGUCCGCUCUGACCCUGGUCGAGGAUACCUGCAGCCGGCCGGGUUGUCCCACGCCAACGCCAGACCCUGACAACUGGUGGAAGUGCCCUCGAGAUGGCUCCCCAUGCAAGUGGCUUGCGCUGGAGAAUAACAAGACUCCCAAGAGCCUGGCUGCUACUGGCUCGGAGCGCAAGGUCUUGCCUAACCCUAACGUGCCCGUUGCCAACUACAAGUACCCCUUUGACACGUGGGUGACUACAUGGCCUGACGAUGACUUGGAGAUCUACAUCAAAGGGGAAAAGGUCAGGCCUCAGGCGUCGGGGACGAGAACAUCUGGCGACGAUGUAUACUACAAGUCCUCGCGCGGAACGCAGAUCCAGUUCUACGGUGCCUGCUCCCCAGACACGCCGUGCACGGGCGAGGAGGUCGUGCCAUGGACGCAAGGCAAAGCCGUGACAGUGGCCGAUCGCGACGCUGUCAUUGACGUGAGCAAGUACACGUCCGACGGCGACCUUGUCUUCACCAUAGCCGACACGUCCGUCACGACGGAGCAAUACACCAUCUUGGCGGACGGCAAGGAAGUGGGCAAAACCCAUGGCAGACCUACCCUGGGCACCGACAAGUACAACACCAAGAAUAUUGCCAAUGUUGACGUGGGUGCUGGCCCGUGGGGUGCACUCAGAAGCAUUGCCAACGACGGGUUUUGGGGCUCGUUCCGGAUUCCAAAAGGGACACAGCAGGUCACGGUGCACAUGAACUUUGAGGGACCAGGAUGGCCGUAUUACCUCUUUGAGUAUCGCAUCGACAAGCUGUGCAAGUGCUGA
This is a messenger RNA of Purpureocillium lilacinum, 1146 nucleotides long. The record is from RefSeq and is a predicted model, not a curated record. NCBI's taxonomy places the organism in Eukaryota, Fungi, Ascomycota, Sordariomycetes, Hypocreales, Ophiocordycipitaceae.